Molecule: messenger RNA, 5371 nt
Organism: Salmo salar (Atlantic salmon)
Lineage: Eukaryota; Metazoa; Chordata; Actinopteri; Salmoniformes; Salmonidae
Product: polymerase (RNA) III (DNA directed) polypeptide A
Biological process (GO): DNA-templated transcription
Molecular function (GO): DNA binding; DNA-directed RNA polymerase activity
Source: RefSeq, a predicted model, not a curated record
GGCGCUCUUCAACCGGAUGUGUGCAUGUCGUUGUCAUAUGAAUUCAUGGUUCACGUUGUAUCACAUUGCCGUGGCAGCAUUUCUAGCUACAACAUGGGAAUUGGGGACGACAAGUGACAGUGUGAUGACUGUAUAUCAAGUUUAGUGUAAAACAACAGUGUAGAAAAGAACAGUUUAUGUGCGGGAUCUUAUCCUAGAUCUGUAUUUCUGCCGGAAGUUGGCGGGGGCAAACAGAAGUCACGAUGGUGAAAGAGCAGUUUAGAGAGACUGAUGUGGCCAAAAAAAUAAGCCACAUCUGUUUUGGGAUGAAGUCGGCUGAGCAGAUGAGACAGCAGGCUCAUAUCCAAGUGGUCAGUAAGAACCUGUACAGCCAGGACACCAGCCAUACUCCUCUACCAUACGGAGUACUGGAUCAUCGCAUGGGCACCAGUGAGAAGGAUCGUCCAUGUGAGACGUGUGGGAAGAACCUGGCUGACUGUCUGGGACACUAUGGAUAUCUGGAUCUGGAGAUGCCCUGUUUUCAUGUGGGCUAUUUCAAAGCCAUCAUUGGAAUCCUACAGAUGAUCUGUAAGACGUGUUCUCACAUCAUGCUGACCAAAGAGGAGAAACUACAGUUUAUGGAUGUGUUGAAGAGGCCAGGCCUAGCGUACCUCCAGAAACGAGGAAUGAAGAAGAAGAUAUCCGACAAAUGCCGCAAAAGGACAAUGUGUCUCAAUUGCUCCACGUUAAAUGGACCAGUGAAGAAGUGUGGCUUGCUGAAGAUCCUCCAUGAGAAAUACAAGACAACCAAGAAAGUGGUGGACACUGUAGUAUCAGACUUUCUCAACUCAUUCGAUAUCGCAAUAGAACACAACAAAGAAGUGGAGGGCUUGCUUAACAGGGCUCAGGAGAACCUGAGUCCUCUGGUGGUGUUGAACCUGUUCAGGAGGAUUCCAGCGGAGGACAUUCCCCUGCUCCUGAUGAACCCUGAGGCAGGUAAGCCUGCAGACCUCAUCCUCACCCGUCUGCUGGUACCCCCACUCUGCAUCCGCCCCUCUGUCAUCUCAGACCUCAAGUCAGGUACUAACGAGGAUGACCUCACCAUGAAGCUCACAGAGAUCAUCUUCCUCAAUGAUGUCAUCAAGAAGCACCGUAUGUCAGGGGCCAAGACCCAGAUGAUCAUGGAGGACUGGGACUUCCUCCAGCUGCAAUGUGCUCUCUACAUCAACAGUGAGCUCUCUGGCAUCCCCCUCAACAUGGCCCCUAAGAAGUGGACCAGAGGCUUCGUUCAGAGACUCAAGGGCAAACAAGGGCGAUUCCGUGGAAACCUCUCGGGGAAGAGAGUGGAUUUCUCUGGGAGAACGGUCAUCUCUCCGGACCCCAACCUGCGGAUCGAUGAGGUGGCUGUCCCUGUGCACGUAGCCAAAAUCCUGACCUACCCGGAGAAGGUGAACAAGGCCAACUUGGAGAUGCUGAGGAAGCUGGUGCGUAGCGGUCCUGAGGUCCAUCCUGGAGCCAACUUCAUCCAGCAACGACACACGCAGAUGAAGAGGUUUCUGAAGUACGGGAACCGAGAGAAGAUGGCCCAGGAGCUGAGGUUUGGAGACGUGGUGGAGAGACACAUGAUCGAUGGAGACAUCGUCCUCUUCAACCGACAGCCCUCUCUACACAAACUCAGCAUCAUGGCUCAUAUUGCCAAAGUGAAGCCUCACAGAACGUUCCGGUUCAACGAGUGUGUGUGCACGCCGUACAACGCUGACUUUGACGGGGACGAGAUGAACCUUCACCUUCCCCAGACAGAGGAGGCCAAGGCUGAAGCCCUGGUGCUGAUGGGGACCAAAGCCAACCUGGUGACCCCCAGAAACGGAGAGCCUCUGAUUGCUGCUAUUCAAGACUUUCUGACAGGAGCCUACCUGUUGACCCUGAAGGACACUUUCUUCGAUAGGUCUAAAGCCUGCCAGAUAGUGGCCUCUAUCCUGGUGGGGGUGGAUGAGAGGAUCAAGAUAGCUCUCCCACACCCUGCCAUACUCAAGCCCAUGACUCUGUGGACAGGGAAGCAGAUCUUUGGUCUGAUCCUGAAGCCCAGUAAGGCCUGUCCAGUCAAGGCCAACCUGAGGACCAAGGGGAAACAGUACAGUGGCAAAGGAGAGGACCUCUGCAGCAACGACUCCUUCGUGGUGAUCCAGAACAGUGAGUUGAUGUGUGGUACCAUGGAUAAGGGCACGUUGGGCUCUGGCUCCAAGAAGAACAUAUUCUACAUCCUGCUGAGAGACUGGGGGCAGCUGGAGGCAGCCAACGCCAUGUCUCGCCUGGCCCGCAUCGCGCCUACAUACCUCUCCAAUCGGGGUUUCUCCAUCGGUAUUGGUGACGUGACCCCAGGCCAGGGUCUGUUGAAGGCCAAACAGGACCUGCUGGAUGGAGGCUAUGCCAAGUGUGACGAGUACAUCGAGGCACUGAAGACUGGCAAACUGCAGCAACAGCCAGGCUGCACGGCUGAGGAGACGCUGGAGGCCCUCAUCCUGAAGGAGCUAUCUGUUAUCAGAGACCAUGCCGGCAGCGCCUGCCUCAGAGAACUGGACAAAACCAACAGUCCUCUGAUUAUGGCUCUGUGUGGCUCCAAAGGAUCCUUCAUCAACAUCUCCCAGAUGAUUGCCUGUGUGGGCCAGCAGGCUAUAAGCGGCUCUCGAGUGCCCGACGGCUUUGAGAACCGCUCGCUGCCACACUUUGAGAAGCACUCUAAACUUCCUGCGGCUAAAGGCUUUGUGGCUGACAGCUUUUAUUCAGGCCUGACGCCCACGGAAUUCUUUUUCCACACUAUGGCUGGUCGAGAGGGCUUGGUGGACACCGCUGUUAAAACAGCAGAGACCGGAUACAUGCAGAGACGUCUGGUGAAGUCGUUGGAGGACCUGUGUUCCCAGUAUGAUCUGACGGUACGGAGCUCCACUGGUGACAUCAUCCAGUUUGUCUAUGGAGGGGACGGCCUGGACCCGGCCGCCAUGGAGGGGAAAGAUGAACCGCUGGAGUUCAACAGAGUUCUGGACAACAUCCGGUCGGUCCAUACGUGUUCAGAGCAGCCAGCCCUUAGUAAGAAUGAGUUGGUCCUGACAGCAGAGUCCAUCAUGAAGAGGAGUGACUUCAAGUGCUGCCGAGACAGCUUCCUCGAGGCCUUGACAGACACGGGCUCAGAGAAGUAUAUGGAGGAGAUCAAGAAGUUCAUCAAGGCUACAUCUGAGAAAAUCAAGAAGACCAGGGAUAAAUAUGGCAUCAACGACAAUGGCACCACAGAGCCCAGAGUUCUGUAUCAGUUGGACCGCAUCACUCCCAGCCAGCUAGAGAAGUUUCUGGAGACCUGCAGGGACAAGUACAUGAGAGCUCAGAUGGAGCCGGGCUCAGCAGUAGGAGCCCUGUGUGCCCAGAGCAUUGGGGAGCCUGGCACCCAGAUGACCCUGAAAACCUUCCACUUUGCUGGGGUAGCCUCCAUGAACAUCACCCUGGGGGUCCCACGCAUCAAGGAAAUCAUCAACGCCUCCAAGAACAUCAGCACACCUAUAAUCAGCGCUCACUUGGAUGUUGACGACGAUGCAGACUUUGGCCGACUGGUGAAAGGGAGGAUUGAAAAGACCCUUCUGGGAGAGAUUUCAGAGUACAUUGAAGAGGUGUUUCUGCCAGACGACUGUUUCAUUCUGGUCAAGCUGUCACUGGAGAGGAUCAGACUGCUUCGACUAGAGGUGAAUGCAGAGACAGUCCGCUACUCUAUCUGCAUGUCUAAGCUGAGAGUGAAGCCUGGAGACAUAGCUGUACACGGGGAGGCAGUGGUCUGUGUAUCUCCCAGGGAAAACAGCAAGAGCUCCAUGUACUACGUCCUCCAGUCUCUAAAGGAUAACCUGCCCAAGGUGGUGGUACAGGGUAUCCCUGAGGUGUCCAGAGCUGUCAUUCACAUCGACGAGCAGACCGGCAAGAACAAGUACAAGCUGCUGGUUGAGGGAGACAACCUACGCAGCGUCAUGGCAACCCACGGUGUCAACGGCAACAGGACCACCUCAAACAACACCUAUGAGGUUGAGAAGACGCUUGGUAUCGAGGCUGCUAGGUCCACCAUCAUCAAUGAGAUCCAGUACACCAUGGUGAACCACGGCAUGAGCAUCGACAGGCGACACGUCAUGCUCCUGGCAGACCUCAUGUCCUAUAAGGGUGAGAUCCUAGGUAUCACCAGGUUUGGCCUGGCUAAGAUGAAGGAGAGCGUGUUGAUGCUGGCGUCCUUUGAGAAAACUGCCGACCAUCUCUUUGAUGCUGCGUACUUUGGUCAGAAGGACUCAGUCUGUGGUGUAUCUGAAUGCAUCAUCAUGGGAAUCCCCAUGAACAUCGGUACAGGACUGUUCAAGCUCUUACACAAGGCUGAUAAGGACCCCACGCCACCCAGGAGACCCCUGCUCUUCGACAGCGCCGACUUCCACAUCCCCUUGGUUACAUAGUAGAACCCUGGACUCAUGUCUGUCCCAGUAGAACCCAGGACUCCUGUCUGUCCCAGUAGAACCCAGGACUCCUGUCUGUCCCAGUAGAACCCAGGACUCGUGUCUGUCCCAGUAGAACCCAGGACUCGUGUCUGUCCCAGUAGAACCCAGGACUCGUGUCUGUCCCAGUAGAACCCAGGACUCGUGUCUGUCCCAGUAGAACCCUGGGCUCGUGUCUGUCCCAGUAGAACCCUGGGCUCGUGUCUGUCCCAGUAGAACCCUGGGCUCGUGUCUGUCCCAGUAGAACCCUGGGCUCGUGUCUGUCCCAGUAGAACCCUGGGCUCGUGUCUGUCCCAGUAGAACCCAGGGCUCUGUCUGUCCCACACCCAACAUCUAAUAAUGUAAAAUAAUAUGGUCAUUUAGUAGAUGCUUUAAUCCAAAGGCAGCUACAGUUACAUAGUGGCACGUCUGCAGUAUAUGUGGCCAUUGCGGGAAUCAAACCCACAACCCUUACUGUACUGAUCUGAUCAAGGCACUCUCACCUCAUUGUAUAUGCUUCUUUUGCUAUCAAUGAGUGUGUGUGUGUGUGUGUGUGUGUGUGUGUGUGUGUGUGUGUGUGUGUGUGAUGGAGCAAAGAGAGCAUGGGGCACAUACACAAGGAGUGCCUUAACGUGAAGCUUUUGUUUUCUCUCCAUGAAGCUUCAUAUAACCUCUUCCUUUGGCUUUCUGUUUAUUGUGUUAUUUUAUACCACUUCUUCUCAUUCACAGGACUACAGAGAGAAGUGCCUGUCAAAACGUCUCCAGCUCUUCCACAAUGGAAGACUGAUGUUCACCUGUUUUUAUUUGUUUAGUCAUGGCCUCAUGUGGACUCAUGUUCCUCGUUUGUUUUCCAUGCUUUCCCUUUCUGAAUUUACAAUAAAGUGUGCUUGACGCUGGAAAGA